Messenger RNA from Guyanagaster necrorhizus, 930 nucleotides. RefSeq names its product lysophospholipase. Bases 1 to 930 code for a protein of 309 amino acids. Lineage: Eukaryota; Fungi; Basidiomycota; Agaricomycetes; Agaricales; Physalacriaceae. The record is from RefSeq and is a predicted model, not a curated record. The transcript is spliced from 7 exons.
AUGGCGUCGACAUUGACCGAGUCCUGGAUCCAAGGCCCUCAUUCCACCAAUUUUUUCACUCGUUACUUCAAGGCCGACAGUCCCAGGGCCGUCAUCGUCUUCGUUCAUGGUUUCGGGGAACAUUGCAGUCGAUAUACCGAGCUGCACUCCCAAUUUGCUGAGCGUAAUGUCUCUGUCUUCACCUAUGACCAGCGGGGCUUUGGGAGGACGGCACUGGACAAGGAGCACAAGAGUAAAGGCAGCUCGUAUGCCAGAACAAGCUGGGUCAACGAAAUGGAAGACGUUGCUUGGGCUAUCCAGCAUGUGCAGAAGGAGCUUCCCGGAAUACCCGUGUUCCUCAUGGGACAGUCCAUGGGCGGUGGAGAAGCCUUGGGAUUCCCUACUGAAGGAAAGACUUCUCCUUAUGUUUCGACAAUCGCGUCUUUGUCCGGCGUCAUAGCUACGAGCCCUAUGGUUGAGCAGACGUUUCCUGUCAAUAAGCUCUUGCGUUGGAGUCUCAGCAAAUUGGCCUUCCUCACUCCCUAUGUUCUCUUCCCGGCGGAUCUUAUUCCUGAUGAACUGUCUCGCGAUACUUCUGUCGGUGCAGCCUACGUGAAGGAUCCUCUCGUAAAACCCUCGGGAAGUCUCCUUGGUCUGAUGGACAUGCUCGAUCAUGGCGAGGACCUUCUGAAAUCACGAUGCCAUCAUUGGCCCAAGAAGCUUCCUUUGAUCAUCUUUCAUGGGACGAAUGAUAGGAUUACAAGUCCGAAGGCAAGUCGGGCAUUUUUCGACGCAGUCGGCACGGAGGAUAAGAAAUACGUAUCAUACCCCGGUGCAUUCCAUGAGCUCUCUAAUGAGACAGAAGACGGCGUGAAGGAUAAAUUAUUGGAGGAGUCUCUGGCUUUUAUUGAGGAGCAUCUUAUUCUUAUUCCAGAGACGUCGAAAUUAUAG